AUGGACACGAUCUUCGAGACUGUUCUGCUCCGUCGAGCAGGUCAAUUCGAGCAUUGUACCCUCGACACUUGCCCAGUAUCCGACUCUUUAUAUGGUUAUCUGCCAUCAAAGCCUAUCAACCUGAUCUUCGUCGUGCUCUUCGCCCUCUCCUGCCUCGCACAUUUAGUCCAGGGCGUCAAGAACAGAUGCUGGACGUUCUUGGUCUGCUUUGGAAUAGGAACUGCCACAGAAGCUGUUGGGUACGUUGGUCGUAUCAUGAUGAGGACAAACCCUUGGAGCAAAGGAUCCAUUGGAAUACAACUUGUUUGUCUCACAAUCGCGCCAGCUUUUCUCGCAGGUGGGAUAUAUCUGACUUUGAAACAUAUCAUUAUUGUUUACGGAGCGCGGUUCUCCCGCAUCGCUCCCAGGUGGUACACCUGGAUCUUUGUCUGUUGUGAUAUUUUGAGCAUAUUAAUUCAAUCUGCCGGAGCCGUCAUCGCAUCCAGCGGCAGCCACAUCAGCCUCGGAAACACCGUUAUGAUGGUAGGGCUCGUCUCCCAGGUCGUGACUCUCGGCGUGUUCGGCGCUAUGGCAGCAGACGGUAACAUACGCAAAUUCCGCGGCGAGUUUAGCGAAUCAACCAUGGCACUACGAAACUCAGGGCGAUUCAAGUACUUCCUGAUCGCCACCAUCAUCGCCUACGCCUGCAUUUCCAUCCGGUGCGUCUACCGAAUCGCAGAAAUGGCAGGAGGAUGGAGAAACAAAGUCAUGCAGGACGAGCCCGCGUUUAUCAUACUGGAUGGCGUGAUGUGCGUGAUUGCCGUCCUGGCUAUGAACUUCUUCCACCCAGGGUUCCUAUUCAAGCAAUCGUAUGCGACGCUCAAGGCCGAGCUGAUGGAGCCGGAUACGGAGAUGGUCAACGCAGUCGGGUAUGAGAAUAGAAAGUGA
Hyaloscypha bicolor E is the source of this 927-nucleotide messenger RNA. Its product is annotated as RTA1-domain-containing protein. The coding region runs from base 1 to 927 and encodes 308 amino acids. The transcript has 5 exons. The record is from RefSeq and is a predicted model, not a curated record. NCBI's taxonomy places the organism in Eukaryota, Fungi, Ascomycota, Leotiomycetes, Helotiales, Hyaloscyphaceae. Gene Ontology annotation, cellular component: plasma membrane; fungal-type vacuole.